AAAAAUUGAUCAAUAUGCCCGUUGAAAUUUUUAAUCAACAACAACAACCGCACAAUUUGCUUAGUUCAAUAAGCGGAACUCAAACAACAACAGAUACCUCGUUUUCCUUGCCGUCAGCUGCUAGUUUGCCGCCGACAGAUCCACAUCAUCCACAUCACAGCAGCAACAUGAACAAAUUGUGCCGUCAAGUGUCAAUUGAGUCACCCGGACCGGGUGCCAAGAACUGCGUCUUUAACUUUUUUGUACCCAUCGAGGAUACACCGCCCUUGGGUGCACGUAUCAGGAUUGUGUGUGCCGGCGCUUGCUAUAGUCGUCGUGGACGUUCGAAUUCGAUAACAAGCAUGUCAUCGGUAUCUUCGGAAUUGAGCGAUUAUUGUCCAUCCGUGACAUCGAUAACAUCGAUAUCAUCGCCAGCCCAUCAGGGCAUACGUGAGGGCUCCUUUUUCCCAGGAUUCGAAGUGGCUGGAGUUAUUGAGUCCUUGGGAUCGGAAAUAACAGAGGCCAACAAUUGUGGCCUGAGCAUUGGACAAAGGGUUAUUGUAUAUCCCUUUGAUGAUACACCAGCUGGUUAUGCUGAACUUAUGGUGGUGCCCGAUUUAAAGCACAUUGUACCCAUACCCGACAGUCUGGCCAUGGAAGUGGCGGCCAUGCUGCCAACUGGAGCACUUUUGGCCAUGAAUGCCGUUUUCAAAGCUCAGGCAGUUGUCACACAGAUCCUGCAACAGCGGGCCAGCUCAGAGCCGAAGAGAAAAUGCAAAAUCCUAAUUGUCGGCACCGGAGGACUUGCCCUUUGGGCUGUGCGUAUUGCUUCCUAUCAUUUUGCUUCCAAUGGAGCUGAUAAUGUGGACAUCACAGUGGCCAGCUUGAGGGACGAGGGUUUCCGUCUGGCCACAGAGAUCAAGAACGUCAGUGUGGUUCAGUGGAAUGAAUGUCUAUACGAACCACAGCUCAUUGAGCGCACCAAGGAUGUGUGCGGUGGUGCCGUGGAUGUGGUCAUUGAUUUUGGCACCACCUCAAGAAGUCUACAUCGUUCCAUGCAUUGCCUGUCCAAGGGCGGUGUUGUUCUUAUUAGCGAUGAAGUUGCCGAGAAAUUGCUACCAAAAUUCUCACGUCUAUCGAAUGAAUAUCAACAGGAAAUCAUACCCAUUUCGAAUGGCACAGCCGAACAGUUGGCCGAUCUGGUCCAGCUGGUGGCCAACAAAAAGAUUGAACCACCACCACAUUCGGUAUUCCCCUGCGAACAGGCUGCCGAAGUUAUACAGAAAUUGUGCAAUUCCGAAAUACCUGGACGGGCCAUUCUACGUUUCCAUGAUAUCGAGUAGAGGGCGGACGGAUGAAUUAGAGUUGAGUGUGGAGUCCAUCAUCAUAAAUGAACUCAUUCACUAUGGUUAUAUCUCUGUUAGUUUUACACAAACCCAAAAAAAACAAAACAAAAAAUGGACACAAACUCUCUCUUCGCGCAUUAGUUUGUAUGCCCCAGUAAUUAAUCCCAAAUCCAGUCAGUCUACUCAUUUGUUAGGCACUUUUAAUUAGUAUUAUGUAUAUAUAUAUAGAUUGUGAUUGACUUUUUAUUUUGUAAGCAAACCUUAUAUUUUGGCAAAUACCCACAAAAUGCCCCAAAUGAUAACAAAAAAAAAGAAAUGAGAUUAGAUGCAAAAAUUAUUUUAUGAUUUGUUUUCUUUGUUUCAUUUUUUUUUCAAAUUAUUUAUAAUAAUUUCUGAUCAGCCGAAACAGAAAAUGAAAGUAAAGAAUAAAUGUUAUGCAUAUA
Drosophila willistoni is the source of this 1768-nucleotide messenger RNA. RefSeq names its product zinc-type alcohol dehydrogenase-like protein C1773.06c (gene Drat). The transcript has 3 exons. Gene Ontology annotation, molecular function: oxidoreductase activity. NCBI's taxonomy places the organism in Eukaryota, Metazoa, Arthropoda, Insecta, Diptera, Drosophilidae. The coding region runs from base 15 to 1322 and encodes 435 amino acids. The record is from RefSeq and is a predicted model, not a curated record.